Oncorhynchus nerka (sockeye salmon) is the source of this 2305-nucleotide messenger RNA. RefSeq names its product putative nuclease HARBI1. NCBI's taxonomy places the organism in Eukaryota, Metazoa, Chordata, Actinopteri, Salmoniformes, Salmonidae. The transcript has 11 exons. The coding region runs from base 1717 to 2250 and encodes 177 amino acids. The record is from RefSeq and is a predicted model, not a curated record.
GGGGCCUGUUGCACAAAAGUAGAAUUAAGACAUCCGGGAUAAAUGACUCAGCUGAGCUCAAUGAAGCCAAAACAUGUGCGUCCAGGCUUAAUUGGUUGCACAAAGACCAAGCCAGGAUGAGCAGACACGGAUUCAUUAAGCCAGGUGAAACCAAUCCUGGAUAGGUGCGUGCUCACGGCUCACUCAAAUAGACCCCGCCACAGAUCACAGAUUAACUGAUUUACCAUGGCAACUAGAGCCGCGUACUUUUCCCCGUCGGAAGCACAAAUCCUCAUGGAGGCAUACGAGGAGGUAAAAGAUAUAAUUAAGAAGAAAGGCAACACCGCCACAGUGAUAAAGCAAAGAGAAAAAGCGUGGCAAAGUAUUGCAGACCGCCUGAAUGCAUUAAACAUGAACGGGCCAAAACGGACAUGGCAGCAGGUCAAAAUCAAAUACAAGAACAUUCUGCAGAAUGCAGUGAAAAAGAAUACCCACAGACAAGGCACGGGUGGUGGGUCACCAAAGGCUGACCUUACCCCAGCAGAGGACAUGGCCUUGGAGCUAAAUAAAGGCAGGCCCGUCUUAGAGGGGAUCCCUGGGGGAAAGAGACGAGCAUAGGUUCCUCCCAAGAUGCCACCCGCUUCAUUCAAGUGCCUGGCAGCACUGUGUUCCUGUUAGAGCCACCAGCACAAGCACCAGACGAUGCUGAUCCAGGUGAAGGCCCCAGUGCAGCAGCAACAGCACAUGAUGGAGACGAUGAUGAGGAGGAGACCAUCUCUCUGGAUUCCAGAAGGCAUGAGGACCCAGAUGCUAUACAGUGGGAAAACCAGCCUGGCAACAUAGUGCGUAUUAAUAAAAGGACACCACAUCCUGCCAAAUUCCAGCUGCGCUAAUUGUAUUGUGUUCACAGAGCUCACAAGCUAUCAGAAAGUUGUAUGGCAACCACCUCCGGCGCCAAAUAGAACUGGCAGACAUAGACAUUCAGUACAAGAAGAAAAAGAUGGAAAAUCUUGCACUGGAGUCCGAAAUAAAAAGAGGACAAUUAGGAAACUGGACCUUGAAAUAAAAAAACUUGAGAGGGAGCUCCAAGAAGAUGACACAGCUCAAAAUAAAAAUUAGCAAUCAGUACAACCAAGUCAUCGUUAUAAGGCAUCGCCCUCUUUUGCCCACCCCCCAGCACCAGGUGUGGCCACUAGCCUAUAUGAAGGCCCAAAAUUGUGUGUUCCUUUCUGCUCUGACAAUGGCAUGCCCAUUCGUGCGAGAUGUGGUGGAUGAAGAAGCACUUGUGCUGAGGAGAGCCUUCAGGCGAGAAAGGGUCUUCAGGGACCGGUUGGACCCACUGGCCUUCCCUGAUGACCAUCUAUAUGAAAGAUACAGGCUUUCUGCAGAUGGCAUCAGGUAUCUAUGCAGACUACUGGGUCCCAGGAUUAAGCACCGCACUGCACGGAGCCAUGCACUGAGUGUGGAGCAAAUGGUUUGUGUGGCCUUGCGCUUUUUGCUAGUGGAGCCUUCCUGUACUCAGUGGGGGAUGCAGAACAGCUGAACAAGGCCACAAUUUGCCGCACAAUAAGGAGUGUGUGUCUGGCUAUCAAAGCAUUAGCAGAUGUCUUCAUCUCCUUCCCUGGCCACAGAAGACUCUGUGACAUCAAAGAGGAGUUCUAUAGGAUUGCAGGUUUCCCCAAUGUCAUUGGUGCAGUGGACUGCACACACAUAAGGAUAAAAGCCCCUCAGGUGCCCAUGAGGCCGAUUUUUGUGAAUAGGAAAUCCUUUCACAGCAUUAAUGUUCAGAUGGUCUGCAAUGCUGACUGUGUGAUCAGCAAUGUUGUGGCAAAAUGGCCUGGCUCAGUCCAUGACUCCAGAAUCUUUCGGGCCUCUGAAAUCUAUCAGUGCCUAUCACAAGGUGAAUUCUCUGGUGUGUUGCUGGGAGACAGGGGGUAUGGCUGCCAGCCUUUUCUCCUGACACCUUUCACAGACCCCCAGGAAGCACAGCAGGCCUACAACCAUGCCCAUGCCAGGACCAGGGCCAGAGUUGAAAUGACCUUUGGCCUCCUGAAGGCACGCUUUCACUGCCUUCACAAAUUAAGGGUCAGCCCUGUUAGGGCAUGUGAUAUUACUGUGGCUUGUGCUGUCCUCCACAAUGUGGCCUGCCUGAGGAAGGAGAGGGCCCCCAGAGUGCCACCAGCCAUGGACUGGGACAAUCCGGCAAUCUUCCCUGAUGACGACAGUGGUCGGCUGCUGAGGGACCAAUAUGUGUUGAAUUAUUUUAGUUAGUAUGUGUGCUUUCAAUUUUGGUUAAAUAUGUCCUGCGGUGGCAGAGGAAUUUGGG